GCAAUACGAGAGAUAUUAUAGAUUGCAGCUUCGACACUUCGUGACGUUUCGUGCCUCUCGUAUUCCGUAUCGAUAUUGAACAGCGGCGAUUUUGAAACAAGAGAUACGCGUGCAAAUCACAUGAUCGUCACGGUUUUAUAUCGCGGUCGUGUCACGCACGUGUCGCAUACGCGAGGCGAGAAACCGGCAUCCGCUCGACUAAAAUAAAAUGUAAAUCAUCUUCGCGCGUUUCCUGUUUUGAUCUUUCGAUCCGCGAGUCAUCUCUACCCAAUGUGCAAUUUAUAUACACGAGUCAAUGAUUUGAGCGUUAGGUACAAUAUGUACGCCGAGGGAGACAUGAUAAAACUUUGAUCGUAUCAAUUUUUUAUCUGUCCGAUAACAAAACGGAAUUACCAGUCAACAAUUUUCAAUCUUCUCAUAUACGAGAGGCAAAGAGAUCGUCAAGUGUGAAUCAAGUAUCUCUGUCCGAAGUCGGGCGGUCUUUUUUCGAUUUUACUCCUUUGGGAAAAGAUUUUCUCGCACACUGUCGCGAUCCAAUGGUGUAGUAGAAAACAAUUUAAUUACAGUAAUUUCUUCUUGGAAACGCAAAGUCGCCUUCGCGACCAAAUACCAAUUAUCCUACGAUAAAAUUGAAAUGAUUUUGUACCAACGGGACCAUAUAGUGCGAUGGAACGCUAUAAUUAUAUUAAUUGCUAUAAUUAGAUAGUCGAGUAAAAUCAUUAUUCUUCCUUGUCGAAAAGACAUAAAUAUUGCGCUCUAUUACUCGCCUUGCUUUAUAUCGUAUGGUAUUAACAAUCUCUCCAUAAAAGAAUCUGUCUUUCGUACUUCCGAAGAAGUUAACUUAAGCGGCAACGGAGAACACGUGCCCCGUUCCAAGAUUCUUCCUUCUCGUUCAUUUAGAAAAAGGAAGCCGCUUAAAACGCGUAUUAAUUAAAUUACGCGUAAUUGCUUGCUUGUGUAAUUAGCUUGAACGUACUGAGUAGCUGCAGCUAAAUGAGAGAUAAUAAAGUCCACGUGUUAUAUUUUAUAAAUACUGACAAGCGUCACGGUCAAAGUCUACCACUUUUACAGUGUAGCCUUCUCCGGGAGUUUCAUCAUCUCCUUUUAUCCGCUCGCUUAGAGUGACAGGUAUAUUAACAUCUAUAAACUAUUUCAAUUCAAAGUUAAAGCAACGCUGUGUGUAGAUACUCCGUUUUCGAUAUGCAAAAAUAUUCGAUACAUUAUUCACAUAGUAUUUAUCGACUCCAUUUCAGUGAAUAUAUUAAUAUUCAACGAUUCGCUUUAAUGGCAUUUAACACAACAUUGUCCAGCUAUUCUGUCCUCGAUACUAUUCGGCACUAGAUAUCCUACGCCAACGCCUUACUUGUUUAUUCACACACGCCGUCAAAAAUAUGGAUAUUUGAGAGGAGAGCCAAAGAUAAGAAGAUUUGCGACAGCGACGUAUUAUCCAGCCUGCUGAAUUUACCGGAGGAGUAGAACGGGAAGAGACGCGACGUGAUACUCCUCGCAGCAGUACGAAGGCCCUAGCCUGCGGAACGCUCGCUCGUGCGUCCGGACCUCUCUUGAACUUUGUGCGCGCCGCUCGCUCUGUGCAUACGAUUCAUCAUUCGCUUAUCUGUCAAUGCAGCGCAUUUAAAGAGGACGCAGCCUAAAUGCCUUCUCUCCCCGCUGCCCUCCCAAUCGCCCCGAGAUCGUCUGAAGUAACUGAUGAUCGUUCGAGCAUAAUCGAUCUUUAUCACUCGAUCGGUUCGAACAAAGUGUGCAUAACGAUGGAAGUAUUGAUGCACGAGGCGAGCAACCGGAGGGAAACCAGCGCGGAUACGUCGGUCCGUACAGCCGACCCUAAAUCUACGCCCAACGAGAGGCAAGAGGACGCCAACAUGCCGUCCGAUGACGCGGUCAACAACGCCCUGGAAUCGGUCGACAUCAUUUUCGAGAACAUCACCUACACUGUCAGCCUUGGCUUCAGAAAGGGGAUGAAAGAGAUCUUGCACGGGAUUAACGGAAGGCUCCCAAGCUCACAGUUGAUCGCUUUGAUGGGGCCAUCCGGCGCGGGCAAGUCCACGUUACUCGACGUCCUGUCUGGUUUCCGCACAACCGGGGUGGACGGUGUCAUAUACGUCAAUGGUCGCGUUCGGCAUCUCAAUGACUUCCGGAAAUGCAGCGCCUACAUCACGCAGGAAGAUAGAUUGGAACCGCUGCUCACCGUGAUCGAGAACAUGAGGGUCGCGGCCGAUUUGAAGCUGCCGUCCAGCACCCCGCAGCACAAGAAGGAGAUGAUCAUCGAAGACAUUCUCUCGACACUUGGCUUGUACGAACACAUGUACACGAAAACGGGUCAAUUAAGCGGCGGCCAAAAGAAACGGCUCUCCAUUGCGUUGGAAUUGGUCAACAACCCCACGGUGAUGUUCCUCGACGAGCCCACCACAGGCCUGGACAGUUCGUCUUGCACGCAUGUCGUAAACCUGCUAAAAAUAUUGGCGCGACAGGGGAGGACAAUAGUCUGUACUAUUCAUCAGCCAAGCGCGUCCUUGUUUCAAUUGUUCGAUCAGGUAUACGUGUUAACGAACGGAGACUGUCUGUACCAAGGAUCAACGAGCAACCUCGUGCCAUAUCUGGAAUAUAUGAAAUUGCCGUGUCCUAUGUAUCACAAUCCAGCAGAUUACAUAAUCGAGCUUGCCUGCGGAGAGUACGGCGAUGACAAAAUCAAUACAUUGAUAACGGGAUCGCAAAACGGACGAAAUUUGCAAUGGUUUGACAACCCGGAAGCCCUGAGGGAUGCGAAAACCUUAAGAGCGGCCCAUCCCUUGAAGGAUGUAUCGAAAGAAAGCCGUGGCUUACACGCAACAAAUCUCACUCAUCAAAUCAAAAUUUUGCUAAGGAGAGGCUACAUCAUGUGUAAACGAGAUACGACCCUGACGCAUUUGCGCAUCGGUGUUAAUAUAAUCGUCGGAAUAAUGCUGGGCUGCGUUUUCAUGCGAUCCGGCGCCGAUGGCUCCCGCGUAUUGGACAACUACAACCUUUUGUUCUCAAUUUUAAUCCAUCACAUGAUGACGACAAUGAUGCUUACGGUAGUGACUUUCCCAAUGCAGAUGUCCAUCCUCGUGAAGGAGCACUUUAACAGGUGGUACAGCCUAAAGGCAUUCUACACGGCGAUAACGGUGAUCGACGUGCCAAUCUCGAUAACAUGCUGCAUACUGUUUUCGAUAAUCAUCUACUUGAUGUCGGCGCAACCGUUGGAGAUUAUUCGUUUUUGUAUGUUUGCGUUCAUCUGCUUAUUGAUUAUGUUCAUAGGUCAAGGUACCGGCCUCAUGAUAGGCGCUAUAUUUAAUGUCGUGAAUGGAACAUUUAUGGGACCGACACUUGCCGUACCAUUAAUGAUGUUCGCCGGAUUCGGAGUGUCAUUACGCGAUCUACCAAGCUAUUUAAAGUGGGGCAGCUAUCUCAGCUAUUUACGAUACGGUUUAGAAGGACUCGUCGGAGCCAUUUACGGGCUGGACAGACCAAUUUUGAGCUGCCAGGAAAAGGGCGAGCUGUACUGCCACUACAAAUACCCUUCGAAAUUUCUCUCGGACAUUGGAAUGAGGGGAGACCAAUUCUGGAACGACGUUAUCGCCCUCGCUACAAUAUUAUUAAUUACACGAUGUAGUGCAUAUAUCCUUUUAAGAUGGAAGCUCGUAUCAUUCCGAUAAAACCGAUACGGCUAGACCUUUGGAAUGCGAUUUUCUUAUACUCUGACAACAUAUUUAUGUGGCUGAGAGACUUAUACGUACGUACUCUCGACUUUUCAAUUUGUUCAAUAGUAUUUAAGUUUUACCCGAGGCAGCACUUGCCGAACGCGUGUAGCGUACCAGAAAAACAACGGGAAGAAAAACAAUGGGAUGAACACUUACUUCUCUUAGCCACUCAUUUGCGCUUGAUUGUAUAUUUUUGCUAGUAUCUGAAAAUUAUCCGGUAUCUAUAUAUAGCGGAAAGAGUCAUGAAUGUUAGGCGCUCGGUAUACAUUCUCUCUGUAGAUAUAUAAUAUAUAUAACGUAUUCAAAAAAGGUGGAGAUCCCUGAACAACUCCGAAAAUAUGCAUUUUUUUCCAUCUUGCAUAUUUUCGGAGUUAUUCGGGGGUCUCCACCUUUUUUGGCCACCCUGUAUAUAAUCUUGAUACAUUGCCUGAUACUCUUGUGAUAGUCAAGUGAAUGAGUAAGACUUGCGUAUGUCUACGUGACAAGUGUAUAUACGUACCUCCAAGUUCAUAUCGAGGGACACAUCGAGAACAUACGACAAGUUUACGUAACAAUAUAAUGUUAGUGGAUAUUACUGCGAUAAUCGUAUUUAAUUUUGAUACUUGAAUGUGAUACGUGCGAGUGUUAAGAAAUUCUACGUGAUACUGUGUUAUAAUGUAUGCGUCGCACGUCAACAGAAUAUUUAGUAAGAUACUUCCGUUGAAAGAUACGUCACUUGAACUUAUCAGUUUCAACGUAAUUGCGUCUGUCAUAGCUUUGACAGCGCUUCGAUUUGCCAGAGGUUUCGAUAAGCAAAUACCAGGAUAACAAAAAAAAACGUGGAUUACGUCAGUCUUUCUAAUAAGAUAUGCAUAAAGAGGACGUACGACGCAAACAGCGAGUAUUGAAUGAAAACGCUGAUUUUAAAAUGCAGAGGCACUGUUCACUGAGAAAUCAUUAUUUUAAUGUGAUAACUUUUUAAAAUUAUGCAAACAAUUUCAUACUGCUAAUUAAUUGACAUUGUGGAUAUAUACAGAAACAAUUACGUUUACUUGGAAAAUUGACCGAGACCCCAGCAGACAAGAUUUUUCAAAUUUACAUACACGUUAUGUAUGUAUCAUCAUUAUUAUUGUUGCGGUUACAACACCUUACGUUUUUUUAUCACUACUAUACACAUAAUUUUACAUUUAUUAUUUUGUUGCAUUCUUGAUGUAAAAAUAUGGAAAUUAUAGGCUAUUAUCUAUUUUACAUUCUUGUCAACUUUACACAAUCGAUGCAUUGAUUUAUUUGUAUUUUAAGAUAUUUUAGUUUAUUAUAUAAUUACAUUUAAUUUAUUUUAUAUGUAUUAUAUAAAAUGCCAAUUCUUACCUUAUUACCAUACCCAAUUAUAUUAUAGAAAAAUAAAUCUUAUAACGUA
Molecule: messenger RNA, 5133 nt
Organism: Vollenhovia emeryi
Lineage: Eukaryota; Metazoa; Arthropoda; Insecta; Hymenoptera; Formicidae
Product: ATP-binding cassette sub-family G member 4
Exons: 13
Coding region: 1653-3692 (679 amino acids)
Cellular component (GO): plasma membrane
Molecular function (GO): ATP binding; ATP hydrolysis activity; ABC-type transporter activity
Source: RefSeq, a predicted model, not a curated record